AUGCAUAUUUUAUUGUUGUUUGAAGAUAUUCGUUUGCCGCUCUCUCUGGGUUUCUCGCAUCAGAAACCAUGCCGAAGCAUUAAGGCCAUCCUCUCGCUGCAGGUAGCAGUGAAACACGAUGCCAGUCUGACACGCUGUAGGUAGCAGUAAACACAAUUCCAGCUCCAUGAAAGGAAACAAAACCAUAGGCCAUCCUUCUGACGCCAUCGGCAAUCGGAAUGAAACAUCUGAUUCUCCACGUCCAGGCCCCGUUGCGGUGUUACGUGGUAAAAGAAUGACGACUGGUAGUCAACAAAAGGCUACAAGUCAUCGACCAGUAAACAAGAGAUUUUCUCUUCCAUUUGGAAAAUUUCAUCAUUGCUUAUUGUGUUUAUAUAUAUUUUUUAAUAAUUCGCAAUGGGAGUGUUCUCUCUGUGUGUAGCUGUUUUGCUUUUCUCGCCUGGUUUGGCCCACUUAAAUGAAGGAAAAAAAGGAAAUGAGUUAGAAGUCAGUUUAACCAAUGCAAGUUCAGUAAUUGAUAAAAAGGACACAGUCAAACAAUUGCUUCUGGAUCAUCGGGUAGAAUCCUCUGAAAUCAUAACUGAAAAAAAUUCAACUUUGAUUGUUGCAAACAAGCAUGACGGGAAAAAAAAGCGCCCAAGUAAACGUCGCAAGAACCGCGUCAACCAGCUGAAUCAGAAAGGCAGGAGACCCAGUGGACGUAAUCGUCGUCCUCCAAAUGAAAAGAAAGGAAACAAGAAGGCCAAACAACCCAGCAGCCGUGCAGUUCGGUAUUUGGCCCGAUCAGCCCAUACCGAUCAAUUGAAUAAAGCUGUGGAUGACAUGCUUGCAUGUAUGUCCCAAACAUUAGCCACACAGAAUUCUACGUUUUCUGUAAGAUUAAAUACCUUCCGUACGAAUAUGAAAAUAUCUCCUUGGGCGUUUGUUGCGCUAAAUAAAACAAACACGAUCAAAAUGGCAGCAAAAAUGAUAGAUGAGAAAACCCGCCGAGUAAGAGCUGCCAACGAUUUCAAGAAUGAAGCUGCCGAAGUAGAUACCGAAAGUUAUGAAGACGACGAUGAUGCGAUGAAUCCGGAAGAAGAAACGACACUUGACCCCGUAACUGAAAAUUCAAAUGAUAUUGGUGAAUCCUCCACCGUUCCAGAGGAGUUUAUGGCGACUGAAGAGGAUGACGUUGACGACAGUGCAGAGACAGUCACAUAUGUUUCCGUUAACAUCACGCAAUCCAAAAAGGAUAAUGUUACAGGGUAUCAUCGAACCCAACAACCACCUCCGGUUGUGCUGCCAGAUGGCACGGUGGAAUACAGUCUACAGCUGCUCAGUGAUAAUGAAAUUCAGAAUAGGAAACUGGGAUUUGCUGAAGAAGAGUCAUCACAACAGCGAGAGGAUUCAGGUCGCCAAGCUAAGGAAUUGGAUGGUGAACGUGACCAAAGUUCAUCCCGAAGUUAUCCACGCAGACCAAGUGCUACGGUUGAAGGAAUAGGAUUUAUUCAAAGAAACGGCGACGUUUUGGUCGGAAUGAGACAAAAUUCCACUGCGCACAUUAUCGACACACAAUUACUAAUCGGCCCACUGCAGUAUGUAAUGGAUAGAAAAUCAGGGGAUUCCUUCUUCAACAAUCGCGUGUAUCAAUGCCUCAACUGACAGCUAAACUACGUUUGACGGAAGUUGAUGGGAAAUUGGUCGCAGUAAGAUUCAAACCCACAAAAAUUCGUCCUAAUGAAGCAUUGGUUACUCUUCGAUUAAGUGAAAAUGGGAAGGUACCGUCACAUUUGGAGACGGCCCGUCUUGUGUCUUAUCUGAGUCGGGAAAUGACGAGAGUUUGGAACUCUGGAUAUCUACUGCGUCGCGUCAAACGCCAGUUUAAGCAGUUAUUUAUAGAGGGAACAACUGACAAGAAAACAGAUUCCAAGCACGACGACGCUCGGAAGAUUGUUCAAAUGUUAGCCUUUUCAGCGUUUGAGGAACCCCUGUCAGCUGAUACAGGAAAAGAUAACAAAGAGUUGUCGAAAGCAUAAAUGCUUCUAACCCGAAUAUUUUCAUAUCAUGAUUAUUCUAUACACUUUAACGCAAAUAACUUUGCCUGGUAUAGCGAACCCAAAUUACUUUUUACAACUAUUAAAUUCACGAAUUACCACAUUACGAUACAAAAUACAAUGAAUUCUAUAACUA
This is a messenger RNA of Daphnia magna, 2172 nucleotides long. RefSeq lists its product as uncharacterized. The record is from RefSeq and is a predicted model, not a curated record. The transcript has 6 exons. Lineage: Eukaryota; Metazoa; Arthropoda; Branchiopoda; Diplostraca; Daphniidae. The coding region runs from base 397 to 1644 and encodes 415 amino acids.